GAACAUCCUUGCCUCCCAUUCCUCCGCCCUUCUCUUGUUCUGCCUAUAGUUUCCGCUGACAGGCUCGGCCUCUCCCUCUCAAAGAUCUUCUCUUACGUGUAUAGGCAGCUCCACAUCCAUCUUCGCUCCAUCUGUUCAAUAGCCAACACGUACUGAUCAGUGAUGAUCCUUGAAAGAUUCGACCAUCCGCCGAACGCAAGCUUAAAUCCUGAUUCCUUCGUGCUUCUGCUCAUACAAAUGAAUAACUCCUACACGAGUACGCGACGCUUCGGUCCAUUCUCCAAGGCUGCCCCUCCUUAUCUUCGGUCUAAGUAAUUGAACUUGGUACUGAAAUUAAAGCUUCGAAAAAUCUGCAUGCAUAAACACCUGCCUCGCCCCCUCCCCCCUCCUUUCCCUCUCAACCACGAUGAAAUCCUUCACUUGCCUCUCCAUCGAAAUAGCUCUGGCACCCAUCGUUGUCUUAGGUUUCACUGUAGCAGGACCCGUCACAGGCGAGCAAGCCCAAAUGCACUUGGAAAUUCCACUUGGAUCUGAUCUGACCUUGCACAGGUACACUUGUGGCCCUUUCAGAGAUCAUUGGAGGAAUCACUGGGUGGGUCUCGGGAUUGGUUGUCUGGUGAGUUUAACUCUCCCUUCCCUCGUCAGGUGGAAGUGUGUUGAGAAUGAACCCAGCUUGAUGAUGGUAGUAUAGAACCUGCCAGUGUCACGGUCGUACACAUCUUAUAGAAUCAUUCAUCCCACCCAAGUUCAACCCAGUGGUGAUUCAUCUCCACCUCGCCUUAUCUUCUUCUUCCAACGAUCUUCACUGUCCCUCCAACAUGAACAGUCCGAGGACUUCCCUGUAAAUAUUUGUCAAUCAGAUAGAGCUGAGGGAAUGCGAGUGCAAAGACCAAGAAGGCGAAAUUUCGUAAAAGUUAUACUACAAGCACCGCGCUUACAGGCAAGGAAGCGAGAUCAAAGUGGAUACGAAGACAAAGUCGGGUGUGUAUAAAGGAAACAGCUGAG
Molecule: messenger RNA, 1005 nt
Organism: Desarmillaria tabescens
Lineage: Eukaryota; Fungi; Basidiomycota; Agaricomycetes; Agaricales; Physalacriaceae
Exons: 3
Coding region: 407-691 (94 amino acids)
Source: RefSeq, a predicted model, not a curated record